Molecule: messenger RNA, 542 nt
Organism: Gossypium raimondii (Peruvian cotton)
Lineage: Eukaryota; Viridiplantae; Streptophyta; Magnoliopsida; Malvales; Malvaceae
Exons: 2
Coding region: 127-357 (76 amino acids)
Biological process (GO): mitochondrial respiratory chain complex IV assembly
Cellular component (GO): mitochondrion
Source: RefSeq, a predicted model, not a curated record
CAUAUGACGUAUCCAAGGUUUCAGCCUCACAAAUUUUGAGAUGUAUGAAGGGCAACUUUGCAAAAGUUUUCACUCUCCUCGCGAAUUCCCAUCAAUUUUUUUUCUCUGUAGAAAGUGAAAAGGAGAAUGUCUUCUUUAGGAACUUCAAAGGGUGUUCUUGAAAUCGCCAAAUUCGGUCUCUAUGUUACGAUCCCUAUCGUUCUUAUGUACACUUUCGCCAACAACACCAAGAAUCUCCAGAAAUUUAUGGGAAAUCGUUCGUAUAUAGUGUAUCCUCCAGAGGGACCACGACCUCCAUCACCGGAGGAAUUAAGGGAGAUGGCUCGGGAGCUAGCUAGGAAGAGAAACAACCAUUGAUGAUCUUUAGUGGUGUAAGUGAUCUAUGUAGCUUUGACAAUUAUUCCUGUUUCUGUUCCAGCAAACCAGCAUUUGUGAUAUGCUAUAAUAACUAUUGUGGUCUUUUCAUCAGGAAAAGAUAGUCUGGUUUUGUUUAACAUUAAUGAUCAUAAUUUUAUAACUAAGUUUGUUCUUUUGCUGGCUUA